UUUACAUUGAUCCGGGAGAAUACUGAGUUUCUCAUAAAUCUGCUGGGACACUUACAUCGAUGUAACAGAUACUAUAAACUGAACAUUCACUGGUUACAAGUCAAACGUAACAGAAUAUUCUGUUACAUGCUAUAUAACAUAUAAGCAAAUAUCCUAUUCCUUACCAGCAAUCAGGACUUGAAAUCCCACAUUAUUUGGGGGUUGGAGUACUUUUCAUCAAGCUUUCCGAAAGAAACGUUUGAUAUUUUCUUAAAAAUUCAACAUAUCUUAGAGUUUUCACAGUUUGAAUUCAUGAGUCAGAGUGACUCACUGAUACUUCAUCUGUUUGUACUGAUUUUAUAUACCUAGGUUCCUACCUGAGCUAUAAGUGAUUCAUUGUAAUUAAAAAAAGAAGUUAGGUAGGCCAACGUCUCUCUUAUUCCUCUCAUGAUCAGUAUAACCAUUGGGCAUUGUAAAUCGUUGUUCUUAAUACUUGGAAAUGCACAUCGAAAGGUCGCGCGGGCGUUCCAAAGAUGUCUAAAAACAGUUCGGCUCCUUCUAUAAAUGAUUUCGUAAUGAUAAAACCUAUAAGCAAAGGUGCUUUUGGGUACUGGAUUUUUUUCUGUGUAAUCUUGAAAGAAAAGUGUUUUUAGGAGCUAAGGCAAACAAUUUUGACCUUAUAUACGCAAUAAAAAUAAUGUCUAAAGAAGAAAUGAGGAAAAAAAAUCUUGUAGAGAAAGUUACUUGUGAGCGAAAUGCCCUUGCAGUUAGUAAAUGUCCAUACAUCGUCCAUUUGUACUACUGUUUGCAAACCACCAGUCACAUAUAUUUGGUUAUGGAAUACCUCGUCGGUGGUGACCUUAAGUCACUUUUGCUGGUUAUGGGCCGUCUUCAAGAAUCUCACGCUGCUAUCUAUACUGUUGAAAUUGCAAUAGCCUUGGAAUAUCUUCAUACACAUGGAAUAAUCCAUCGUGAUCUUAAACCGGAUAAUAUACUUAUUGACUCCAAAGGACAUUUAAAGCUGACGGAUUUUGGGUUGUCUACUAUAACAUGGAAGCGUCCCUUGCAGCCAAGUGACGUUUUGAAUACACCAUCUGUCGUUCCGUUACCUUUUCAAUACUACCGAACUCCUGGCCAACUUAUCUCGCUGACAACUGAACUGGCUUUCACAGAUACACCUAUCCUACAUAAAACUCAUGAGGUUCUGGAGGAACGCUUAUUGACUUCGCGCGAUGACGAUGCCAAAACGUGUUUCUCCCCCCAGUGUUUAUCUUCAGCAAAAAAUUACUUUACUAAUUGUGAUGUUUCAAAUUCAUUGCAUAAAUCCUCUUCAGAACCUUGUUUUGGGUCUGUAGCAUUUUUCGAUGGACAACAUAUCUGUGAUUUACAACGAUUCCGAAGUUUUAGUGAUUUUGGUAAUAAAUCAUGGAAAUCUCACUUUCGUCAACAUUUGAUUCAUUGGUCGCCAAUAUCCAGAAAAUCGCAUGCCAGGUGUUCUCAAAAUUUUGAAACAUCGGAAAUCCAUUCAGAUGAGCUACAGACGUCUUACUCCAGUCGAGUUGAUUCUCUUAGAACUGGCUAUAAAUUAUGUCACCGUCAACGUCAUAACUACAAUCCACUUCCGAAAAAUGGACCAACUUCUGACUUAUCUGCUACUCAUAGUUUAGCAAUUGACAAAUCAAAAACAUCAGUAAUUUUGAAGCCAUCAUAUCACAAUCAGGAAUGUCAGAAUGUGGAAAAAAUGCUUAAAAAUACAGCUUCGUGUUUGGAAAUUUCUUCUUUAAAUAGAGAUAUUCAGGAUUUGAUUUUGAACUCCUCUCCAUGUAAUCUGACUGAUAGAAAUGAUUUAAAGCGAAAUAAUUCGACGGAAAAUAUAUUGUCUCCAGUUGAAAAAGCCAGAUUGAGCCUGUUCCGUCAUUCACCGUUAUCCCACUGUUUAGGUAUAAGUGGCGAUUAUUUAUUAAAUGAUAUUGAUCUCUCGAAUCCAUCUAUGGAUGACUGUAUAACUUCUCCAGUGUUACUUAAUACACCUUUAAAAUUUCCUCAUCAUUCUCCUGCUUCUAUAGUUAAAAAAAAUAGCAAACAUUUAACUCGGAAUUUCCACCCAAUCGAAUCAGAAAGUAAUCUUCCUGCUCAAACAUUGCUUUAUUCUAGUCCUUUAUGUUCCAUGCAUAUAAAUUCAACUUGUAAACGUCAGCGGUUCGACAAGAAACUGAUCACUUCGUUGAAUAGUACACCAGCAAUUAAUCCACUCCAAGUUACUACAGAAUCACUUGAAAAUAUAUCAAAUCUAGAGAGCUUAUCUAGUCACUUGUUAGGUACUCCGGAAUAUUUGGCACCAGAAUUAUUACUUCAUCCUAAUUCUAAAAGUGCAUGCGAUAGUCCAGCUGUCGAUUGGUGGGCUUUAGGUGUUAUAUUAUUUGAAAUGUUAGUUGGUGUAACUCCAUUUGCAGAUGAAACUGUAGAAAAUGUGUUUCACAAUAUUCUAAGUUUAGAUAUACACUGGCCUGUUGCUACUACAUGCGGAUCAUCUUUUAACAUAAAUGAAUCACCACAAAAAAACUGUGAACUUUCACAAGCAGCUGUAAACUUAAUUAGUGGCCUCUUAUCCUAUAAUCAAACAGACAGACUUCAAGUUGCAAGUCAAAUAAAGUCAAGUGAUUUGUUAAUACCUGUUGGUGAUUGGAAUAAUUUACAUGAUUUAGAAAUGCCUUUCAUUCCUGAUCCUGAUAAUUCAACAGAUACAUUUUAUUUUGAUAUUCGUAAUCGGUACAAUCAAUAUAGCGAAGAGGAUCUAUGUGCAAAUGUGAAAUGACGAAGUCUAUGACUUAAUUAAUUUUCACUGUACAGGUACUAUUAUUGAUACACAUAUUUGUACUUGUGAAUAAAUGUUUAUUUAUCAGCUUCUUUAACAUGCGUAAUUUUUCCGUUUCCAUAUCUUAAAAAAUCGUUUUUAAUGUUAUAUGUAUAACAGUAAGUAAGCGUAGCUCAUGUAAUGCUUUAAUUUAUAAUUGUAUUAUAAAUUGAGUGUCUAUUAAAAAAAAUUAUUUCUUUCGC
This is a messenger RNA of Schistosoma bovis, 3036 nucleotides long. The record is from the annotation of a GenBank genome assembly. Lineage: Eukaryota; Metazoa; Platyhelminthes; Trematoda; Strigeidida; Schistosomatidae.